This is a messenger RNA of Ceratina calcarata, 591 nucleotides long. RefSeq lists its product as uncharacterized. The transcript has 3 exons. NCBI's taxonomy places the organism in Eukaryota, Metazoa, Arthropoda, Insecta, Hymenoptera, Apidae. Bases 1 to 486 code for a protein of 161 amino acids. The record is from RefSeq and is a predicted model, not a curated record.
AUGAACUUGCCGCGACUGAAGCAGCUGUUUCUAAGCUGGAGCCAGCUAGGCACCGAGGACAGGGUGCAACUGGACGCGAAAGUUGCCAACUGGUGUUGCCCCAAUAGGCGACAAUUGUACAAACCUCUCCAGGAGGCACUCAUCCGCUGGGAAACCGUGCAGGACACUCAAGGUGCUCCGGGUUGCGAACCAGGGAUGGUCUCCUUCUCGUGCGAUCCCCAACUCGAAGAGGAACUAGUGAGCGUGAUUUAUAGUCUGGAGCUGCUGUUCACGAAGAAUCGACGAACUCGCGAAAUCGACAUGGAAUACGAAGUGGGUCGUUGCACGGAUCUCAAGAGAGACAUGUCACUGAACCUGAACUGUGACAAUAAUUUGCGGUCAAUGUUGAGUCCUAAAGACAGGACACCCCACUCGGUGCACAGCUGCGGUUACAUCGCCGAUUUCAAACAAUCCGACGAAGAACUCAGCGGAUACUUGACUAAUUGAUUAAUCGAUUGGUAUCAUCGACGUGGAUUAUCAAUUAAGGCUUUGCUAGUGGGAAACGAGGUAUCGUGUAAGGACGAUUUUUACAGUGAAAGAGAAUCGGGUAUA